Homalodisca vitripennis (glassy-winged sharpshooter) is the source of this 929-nucleotide messenger RNA. RefSeq names its product cuticle protein 6-like. Gene Ontology annotation, cellular component: chitin-based extracellular matrix. NCBI's taxonomy places the organism in Eukaryota, Metazoa, Arthropoda, Insecta, Hemiptera, Cicadellidae. Gene Ontology annotation, molecular function: structural constituent of chitin-based larval cuticle. The coding region runs from base 74 to 766 and encodes 230 amino acids. The transcript has 5 exons. The record is from RefSeq and is a predicted model, not a curated record.
GUCGAAAGAAGCGCUAUAUAAGCGGAGCAGACGACGGAUACCUGGUAACCUAACCUAACCUGGACGCUUAGCCAUGAUCUGCAUCGUGUUGAUGACGUUGCUGGCAUGUGCGCAGGCACAGAUUGUCUGGCCAGUAUAUCCUUUACCUUAUCUUCGGCCACUCACGUCUGCCCAGUUCCAUGCCCAAGAUGGUCUUGGACAGUUCAACUUUGGUUACGCAGGCAAUAACCAGUUCCGCUCAGAAGCCCGUCUGCUGGACGGCUCAGUGAGAGGGAGCUACAGUUAUGUGGACCCUAACAAUAAGUUAGUACGUGUUGUCUACAUUGCUGACUCUGAAGGGUAUCGUGUGCUGGAAGGAAACAACUUGCCUACAGUACCAGCUGUGCCUGCCCCCCUAGAGGCACCAGCCCCUGUCGACUACACCCCUGAGGUGGCUGCAGCUAGAGCAGAGUUUGAGAAGACCUACAAGGAACUGGCAGCCAAGGCAGCUGUUCCUGAGGAGUCUGAAGCCACUGAAGUCAAGAGUUCAGAGGAGCGAAGGAAACGCUCUGCUGUCCUUCUACCUGCAUUGUACUCUGUUCCAUCUGCCUCAGUCAAGGUGAAGGUAACAGAGAGUGAGAAAAUUAAGGAUGUAAUCAGUCCUGCCAACACAACACCGGUGAAAUAUUCUGAUGCAGAACGUUCAGUCCCAGUAGCUCCACUGGUGUUAGCUCCAGCCUCGUACCACUACGUUCCUCCUUACCACAGCUACUUCUACACACUUUGAGCACAAUGCAAACUUCGCGAGUACAUUCAUAGUGCAACGUACAUAAAUGUCAUAGUCCAAAUGUGUUAGACCUAGUCUUAAUUUGAACAGUGAGUUUUCAUAUUUGUUGUUUGCUGAUAAUGAUUGUCCACAGUAAAAAAUGGAAAAAAUUGUAUAAUUUUUA